AUGAUGACAGACAGUAACAUUAUAGGGAUUGUGGUUUUAUUAAGUAUCUACGUUACAGGCGCCAUUCGUACUUUAAAAGAUGGACCGAUGAUUGGGCCAGACGGCAGACAGUACAAAACUGCGUUUCUCCCUAAAGACGAUCUCACAGACGAGCCGCGGAGCAGAGCUGCACCUGUCAAGGUGCAAUGCACUGCGCGGAGCAUGAUUGUGAUCAUCCGUGCUGACCUGCACUCGAACGGGCGUCAGGUCACUGCCAAAGAGCUGCACCUCGGCCGGUCAACCGAGAGCUGCAGGGCGACUCCGUACAGUGACUCUGAACACGUGAUUGAAGCUGAUUUACACCUGUGUGGCUCUGAGUUAUCGAUUGAGGGGGAUCAUUUGGUUUAUUCAAACCAGUUGAUCUACACCCCGGUGGAGAACAGUGUUGGUAUUGUGAGGACAAGUGGUGCUGCUAUUCCUAUUGAAUGUCACUACAAAAGGACUCACUUUGUCAGCAGCAUUGAUGUGAAGCCAACCUGGGAGCCAUUAACAUCUACAAAAGCAGCUAUGGAUUUGAUCAGUUUUUCCUUUAAACUGAUGAAUGAUGAUUGGAGGACUAAAAGGUCUUCCUAUGUGUACCACCUGGGUGACGUGAUGAAUAUCCAGGCUUCUUUCCUGAAAGCGGAGCAUGCUCCCUUGAGAUUAAUAAUGGACAGUUGUAUGGCAACUCUGCAGCCCAAUAUCGCAUCAGUGCCUCGCUACGUGUUCAUUCAGAACCAUGGGUGUCUUAUUGACUCUAAAAUGCCAGACUCCAGUGCCCGUUUCAUGCCCCGAAAACAAAACCAUGUGCUUCAGAUGCAGAUGGAUGCUUUCCGUUUCUACGAAAACCACAGAAACUCUAUCUAUAUUACAUGCCAUCUGAAGAUUGCUGAUCUGGAAGAGAAUAUCACGAACAAGGCCUGUACCUAUUCAGGAAAAAGGUGGCGUAGUGUGGAUGGUAUGGAUGAUGUUUGCGAAUGCUGUGAGUCUACUUGUGAUGUCAUCAGCCAGAAACAAAUGAGCAAAUGGAGCAGACUGCCAAAGAGGUCAGUCCAUGGAGAUUCAGCAGUGUCCAACAUAGUGGUGCUUGGUCCCAUAACGGUUCUUGGCUAAAUUAUGUGCUUACCAUUAAGAAUAAAAACUCUUGUUUAUCUGUCUAUUUGCAAUGUUUUAAUCUGAUUUAACAGCUUGUGUUUAUGCGAAAGUGGUUGGCAACACUGUGUCAGUUAUUUCUGGUCAGAAUAUAAUGUGGCUCUA
This is a messenger RNA of Myxocyprinus asiaticus (Chinese sucker), 1275 nucleotides long. RefSeq names its product zona pellucida sperm-binding protein 3-like. Gene Ontology annotation, biological process: positive regulation of acrosome reaction; egg coat formation; binding of sperm to zona pellucida. NCBI's taxonomy places the organism in Eukaryota, Metazoa, Chordata, Actinopteri, Cypriniformes, Catostomidae. The coding region runs from base 1 to 1131 and encodes 376 amino acids. The record is from RefSeq and is a predicted model, not a curated record. Gene Ontology annotation, cellular component: extracellular matrix. Gene Ontology annotation, molecular function: acrosin binding. The transcript has 8 exons.